Molecule: messenger RNA, 2651 nt
Organism: Candoia aspera
Lineage: Eukaryota; Metazoa; Chordata; Lepidosauria; Squamata; Candoiidae
Gene: LPCAT4
Product: lysophosphatidylcholine acyltransferase 4
Exons: 14
Coding region: 143-1567 (474 amino acids)
Biological process (GO): phosphatidylcholine acyl-chain remodeling
Cellular component (GO): endoplasmic reticulum
Molecular function (GO): 1-acylglycerophosphocholine O-acyltransferase activity; lysophosphatidic acid acyltransferase activity
Source: RefSeq, a predicted model, not a curated record
AGGGCGUCCCUCCGACCGCGCACUCGCCCGCCCGCCCGCCCGCCCGCCGCUCCCUCCAGCUCGCCACCCUUCGUCCCCUCCCCGACCAGGCCCCGGGCUCCGGCCUUGGGGACGAAUCCCAGGCUGGAAGGGGGGUCCGGCCAUGGAGGGCGGCUCGAACCUGGGGGCCCCGGAGGAGGACGAGCCGGCCGCGGCCGCCCCCAAUCCGUUCGUCCACGAGCCGCAGCUGACCCGCCUGCAGCAAGUCCAGUUCUAUGUCCUGGGGGUUAUUCUGGCCCCAAUCCGGGUUGCGUUGGCCUUUGUGGUCCUCUUCCUUAUCUGGCCCUUUGCCCUGCUGCAAGUGGUGGGACUACCUGAGAAAACCUUGCAAGAACCCUGCUCGGGAUGGAGAAACACAGUUUCCCAUGGUUCGGUCUACUGGCUGAGUCGCCUGAUGUUUUUCUUGCUUGGGUUCAUGCGGAUUCGGGUGCGAGGCCAGAGGGCAUCCCGGCUCCAAGCACCCAUCCUGGUGGCUGCUCCUCACUCGACCUUCUUUGACCCAAUUAUUUUGCUGCCCUGUGAUCUUCCCAAGGUGGUGUCACGCACUGAGAAUCUCCAUGUGCCAGUCAUUGGAGCCCUGCUGAGGUUCAACCAGGCCAUCCUUGUCUCCCGCCAUGAUCCAGCCUCUCGCAAGAAGGUGGUGGAGGAAGUGAAGAAACGAGCCACAUCCCAGGGGAAAUGGCCACAGGUGCUUUUCUUUCCAGAGGGGACCUGCUCAAACAAAAAAGCCUUACUGAAGUUUAAACCAGGUGCCUUCAUAUCUGGUGUCCCCAUUCAGCCGGUCCUCAUUCGCUACCCCAACUCUCUGGAUUCGACAACCUGGGCAUGGAGAGGACCUGGAGUGUUAAAAGUCAUUUGGUUGACUGCGUCUCAGCCCUGCACGACUGUAGAAGUAGAGUUUCUCCCAGUUUAUCAGCCCAGCCCGGAAGAGGCAGUGAACCCCACACUAUAUGCUAACAAUGUCCAGAAAGUGAUGGCCAAAGCCCUGGGGAUCCCUGCCACAGACUGUGAAUUUGUGGGCAACCUCCCAGUCACCGUUGUAGGGCGCUUGAGAGUAGCCCUGGAGCCACGCAUCUGGGAGUUGGGGAAGGUUCUCCGGAAGGCCAGGUACCUAACAGAGGGGGUCCAAUGCAACUUGGAUUUGCUUCCUGUUGGCACGUCAGGGCAGGUGGGACCAAGUGAGCUUGCCCACUGGCUGGGACUGGAGUGUCCUAAAGCUGUGGAAGAGAUCUGCAUCUAUUUCCAACAGGAUGCCAAUGGAAACAUGGAUGCCCGGGAAGUGGUCCUAGCACUGGAAGCUCUGCAGGGAGAACAUGACCCACAGCAACUGACGUCUCGAGCUUUUGAGCUAUUUUCAGAGGUGGACGCCAGGACAGGAAAUUCCUCCCUGCGCCAAGAUGGAUUCUGCGCCAUUUUGCGCCUCCUGCUGGGCACUCCGGGUGUGGAUGGAGCUGAACUCUACAGCUGGCUUUGCACUGAGGAACACAGCCAGGAUGGGCUUACCCUCGUACCCCCAACAGAUAUCUAAAGGAUUGAAGCAUCAUUGCCACCCUCCUUGUGGCUGUGGGAGUCCUAAUGGCUUCUGGUUGCCUAUCCCUCCAACAAACUGGACAGUAAUGGAAGCAAUAAGGAAGGUACCCAAGAGGGAGGAGAAGUUGCUGUCUAGAUGUGAGCUCUAAAAUGUAGGCCCCGUGUCAUAGAAGGUGGUGGUGGUUACAUUCCUUCACAUCAACCCUGCAGGUCUCUGUGGUUUUCUUGGUAACAUUUUUGGGAAUAGUUUGCCACUGCCUUCUUUCUAGGACCAAGAGAGAGGGCCUGGCCCAAAGUCACCCAGCUGGCUUCUUGCCUAAGGGAGCAGCUCCUAAUUGAGUUUGGCUGAUCUCAGAAACAGCUGAGCAAAGUUGCACCUGGUUAGACCUUGGAUGGGUGACUGCUCGCAUGCCUUAAGGCUGUAGACUGGGCUGGGAAGUCUCCAGAACAUCCUAGAAGAAAGCAAAUGGCAAACCACUUCUGUUUUGCUGCCCUAAGAACUAUCCACACAGUCAGCAGGGGCUGGACUGGACUUGCGGCAUCUUUACCUUGGUCAUGGUAGGAAGGAACACAAGGGCGAUCCAGGCUGAUCUUGAAAAAAAGCCAAACGGGGUCUCACCUGCUGAGUCCUUCGAUGGGAAGCCAACUGAGUAAUUUCAGGGCGGUCGUCUAGACUAGGGAGUCGAAAACACAUCCUAGAAAAACGCAGUGGCAAAUGAUGAAAACUACCUGGAUGUACCCUUGUGAUCACCUGGACUCAUGCCUGGUUCAAGAGAGACUUACCUUUUGUGAUACCACCUACACAAUCCUUUUUAUAAUGAUUUUUCUUUUUCAUGUCAAGCACCUACCGAGGCGCUUCUGUAUUGAAAGGAUUUGCCAGUGACAUCACCGUUGCCUGUGGGACACCUGAAGGGGCUCCUUUCAUGUCCCUGUUAUUUUCCCACCGAAGUGGUACCUAUUUAUCUACUUGCAUUUGCAUGCUUUUGAACUCCUAGGUUAGCAGGAGCUGGAAUAAGUUGACGGGAGCUCACACCAUCAUGCGGCUCGCAUUCUCGGGUUUCAAACUGCCGAGCUUUUAUAAU